Molecule: messenger RNA, 3292 nt
Organism: Phaeodactylum tricornutum CCAP 1055/1
Lineage: Eukaryota; Bacillariophyta; Bacillariophyceae; Surirellales; Neidiaceae
Exons: 2
Coding region: 1-3261 (1086 amino acids)
Source: RefSeq, a predicted model, not a curated record
AUGGAUGACAGUACCGGGGACGGAAGUUCCGAGGGGCAUGACGGCGACGACAAGCCCCGAUUGAACUGGACGAGCGCGCAGGAACAGCUAGUAGGCAGGGAAAGCGAAUGGAAGAGGCUACAUCGAGCCUUGGAAGAAGCAGUCAGCGGUAGUGCUCGCAUGCGCAGCAAUAGUCACAGUGAGACUUUGCCACGGCGGAGCUGCGCGCUCAAGUCUCCACCAAUCGUGUUUGAAGGCGAAUCGGGGAUGGGGAAAACCUUUUUAGUGACACAAUUUUUGGUCCACGUUCAAGAAGAGCACAAACAUGUUCUAGCUGGGUAUGGAGCCUUUCCGUUCGGACGAUCGGACGUGCCUUUCGCGCCCUUCCAAUCUGCUAUGCACGACAUAUUGAGUGUCUUGCUGCGAGAAGAUCGGGAGAUAUGGAAAACCCAAUACUGUUUCAAGAUCUGGAUGAUCUCUAUCAGAGCCGAUCCGUACAAACCCUACCUGAAACGGGAAAACUCUUCUCGAAGCACUUCUAUGGAAGAAGGGUUGAAAUGGGGAUUUGAGCGUUUACGCUUGGCACUAAGGAGUUUGUUUCGGCUUAUUACAAUUCACCGUCCUGUGGUUUUGAUUCUGGAUGAUCUACAGGAGGCCGAGAUUGAUGCUUGGAGCAUCAUAACGACCUUGGUACAUGACUCAAGCUUACCAGGCUUGCUACUAGUUGGAACCAUGAUUCCGAAAUCGUUGGAAAUAAUGAAUGCCUGUAGUGCGGUAGAGAUACACACGCUGGCGCCCUGGCGGGAAAUCGGAACGCAUGCGUGGCUCGAGGCGCUGGUGCAGAAAGCGAGCAAAGAGGAUUUGCAAGCCUUAGUGAAAUUCGUUUCUGGUAAAGCGUAUGGAUGCCCACUGUCGACUAUUCGGCUGUUGCGGCAUUUGGAAUACCAUGAUUGUUUUUCCUAUGAUACCGAGCGCCGAUGGACUAUCCAGCUUCCAACAUACAUGGGGUCCGGCUCGACUAUUUUCGAAAGUGUUUGCCGUCUCCCCAACGCAAUGAUGGCUUUAACAACGGCUGCAUGUCUGCAAACCAACAUAAUCGAUCCCGAUACUCUUUUUUACCUGCUCACGGCGGAAGAGGAUGAAGGAGAUGCAUAUACUUCAAAUUCACAGAUUGGCGUUACGCAUCCGAUGAAGUGUAUUGGGGAUUUGUAUACGGUCUUAGACCACGCUGUUGAUGCCGGUCUCUUGAUCCGCAGAGCGCAAGAUAGCGUUACACCCCUCCCAUCACGUGGCAACUCACCUCCUCCCAGAACGCUGGUAAUCUAUCGCUUCGCAAAUAGCUCGACCCGUCAAGCCGCCUACGAACUUGUCCAAACCCCUGAUGAAUGGCAUUUACGUAUUGGGCGCCACCUGCGUGAUUGGAUGCAUCAAGUUGCUGAACGGGGCUCUCGAAUAGAGGAUUCGUUACAUAUCCAAGUCGUUCGCCAGCUCACUUUAGGUCAACCCGGAAUUCUGGACAGCUGGGAAUUGCUUGAUUUGUCCGAACUGAACUACCAAGUAGCACAAAGAACCGCCCACAAAGCAAGUUUCUACGCCUCUCUUUCGUUCUUGAAAGAUGGCAUUAGACUUCUCGGCAACGAUCCUUGGAAACAUCAUUUCGAUCUCGCAUUGGAGUUUUCUAUCGCGAUUGCACGCAUGUAUUCAGCCUGCGGUCGAUAUCAAGAUGCCAUCCUGAGCGCCGAUCAAGUAAUAUUCCGCACAAAUUCGAUUCGACAUCAAAGGGUGGCUCAUAUGAUAAAAAUGUCACACAUCUUUUUUCACGAAGGGCGGAGCACCGAUGCAAUAGAUUACACGUUGGACGUUUUAGAGUCUUUGGAGUGUCCAUUUCCGCGACGCUUUCACAAAGUGCACAUCGCCACAAAUCUGUUGAAAGUACGUAAGAUGCUAAAAAGUCGUGCCGACGUCGAACUGCGCAAUUUACCCACGGCUACAGAUCCCAAGGUGGAGUACACAGCGGACUUUUUGGAAAAGUUGGGAGAGUAUGCAUACAACGCUAGAACUCCACAACCAGACUGCCUGACACUAGUGCUACUACGACAUAUGUUACUGACUCUUGAUUAUGGAGUAUUGACGCAAACUGCCGCGUCGUUUGUGGUAGUUGGAUUCAUAUUUUGUCAAAUUGGAGAGUUUGACGAGGGUGCCAAAUAUGCCGACAUCGGUCUCGAAUACGCUGCCCGAGGGAACGGAGGAAGGAGUGAUCAGCGUGCUAUUGUUCUAUAUCACUUCUUUGUGGCCCACUGGAGUUCAUUGUACUACCAUAGUAUAGAACCUACCACGCGAGCAGUAUUAGCAAUGUGGGAGAUGGGAUCGGUUCAAACUGCUAUCGAGGACACGAUUGCUUUGCUUCGUCUAAAGUACACAGCAGGUCAGGAUCUGACGAAAGUCUCAGCGGCAAUUGCAAACCAAGAUGCUAAUCUCCGAGACUAUCAAUUGGUACACCUUCUUGACGUGAACAUGUCGUUCUUUCAAAUGGUUUCGAAUUUCAUGGGCAAAUCCGAAUCCCCGUCGGUGCUGAGCGGAGAGUACAUGGAUCAGGAUAAAAUGGUUACCAAGUGGACACAGCAAGGCAACGAAAAUGCCUUGCAAGCAUUGUACUUUCAUCAGAUGGAGCUGGCGUACUACUUCGGCGACAUUAAGCUAGCGAAGAAGAUGCUCAAAAAGAUGUGGUCCCCCUACACUCAAGGUGCUGAUAUUUGGGUGACUGUCAAGGUGUUCUACAAAGGUAUGGUCUACGUAUCGCUAUACGCGUCUACUGGACAAAAGAAAUAUAAAGUACGAGGCAAUGCAGCAAUAAGACAAAUGAAAGCAUGGGUUGAAAAAGGCGUCGUAAAUUGCCAGCACAUGUUGCUACUCUUACGAGCCGAAGAACUUACAGGUCCUCUUUCUGGUUGCGAAAACGAUUUUGACUUCACGCGCCGUGCAUUCGACGAUGCCAUCUCUUGUGCUCGAAAGCAUAGAUUUUUGCAGCAUCAGGCGCUCGGAAACGAGCUUGCGGCCAUUCAUUGCAUUCGACAGAACGAAGACAGCUGGGCAGCAGCCUAUCUUGACAGCGCAAGAAAAUUGUACGGAGAAUGGGGCGCCGCAGCCAAAGUUGAGCAGAUGGAUCACAAGUAUCGUCGUGUUUUUGAGGGGUCGACCGAGAUGCUAGAUUCAGACAUGAAUGCCUUCACAUCCUCCUUUCACAGUCAGCGACUUCACCGCAAUUUGCGAAUUUUGCCUUAAAAGCACUUUAUAAAGCUCUGGAGUACGAUGC